Molecule: messenger RNA, 8573 nt
Organism: Glossina fuscipes
Lineage: Eukaryota; Metazoa; Arthropoda; Insecta; Diptera; Glossinidae
Product: major antigen-like
Exons: 6
Coding region: 315-7727 (2470 amino acids)
Biological process (GO): microtubule anchoring
Cellular component (GO): centrosome
Molecular function (GO): microtubule binding
Source: RefSeq, a predicted model, not a curated record
UCUCUUAUGAUCUCUUGUAAACAAUUAUCUCUCCUUUUAAAUUAAUUGUGAUGUGCUUCUUAUCAAUAUUUUUUAUUAAAAAUUUUUCUAUAUAGCUUUAUUAGAAAAUUUUUGGACAAUGAAUUAUAGAAAUCAUGUGAAAGUGUAGCCACAAAAAUACUUAAAAAAAACGCGAAACGAGACAAAGACAACCAAAUCGGUGGCAAAAACAAUUUAGGCAUUGCUUUCAAGCGACAACAACAACAGGCGGACAGGACGCGCAAGCUGCAAAGCAAGAAGAGCUUAGGACUUUAACACGAAGAACUUUAACAACAAUGCAAACAGCAACAACAUCUACGAAUAAUGGUACAUAUGAACGAUCUACAAGCCAGUUUCAAACAAAUAUAAAAAAACUUUCAGGAACGCCGGCUUCCCAUUUGAUGUGCAGACCUACAGGAAUUACAACACACAUUGCAAGGAUAUCUUAUGAAUGCGGAUCUAGUACGCAGUGGACUAAAACUGACAAAUCGGCUAAAGAUAUACCGCCUCCAAAAGAGCCGGUUUCAGCUCUAGUUUAUUCUUGUCAACAAUCGAAAAGAAUGUCUAAGCUUCAAGAGAAAUUUAUGGACAAGAAAGAGAAACGUGAUCGUGAAUUAAAGGAAAUACAGAAAAAUUUGAAUGAUGUUAAUGACAAAAACAUAAAGUCUGUCGAAACAACAAACGCCGAAAUAGAGGCGAAAGAGGGAAAUAAUAUGAAUGAAACGAAGACUGUUACUUAUCGUCGAAGCCAAACUGAUUUGGAGGAAUCUAGAAAAGAUAUAUCACAUGAGCAAACAGACAAAAUCAGAUCUAAAUUAUCUCAACUAUCUAUUACUAGGGAAAGAAGCAAGAAAACUCCUAGAAAACCAGAGGGAACACAUCGAUUGGCGGCAGGGCAAAAGCGAAAAUAUAAAUUACAUUCACAACUGAGACAAGAAAAGGCAGAUAAAGAUAAAUCGGCUAAAGAAGAAAUUAAAAAACGUUUAGAAGAGUUACAAAAAAAUACAAAAAAGUUAGUUAACAAAAACCUUGAGAAAAAAAAAUUGAAGGCCGAACAAACUAAUGAAUCAGUAGAAAAAAAAGAAAAGCAUAGUGAUGAAACACGAGCGGAACAAAAUACAGAAUCGGAGAAAGCGUUUUUGUAUUCUAAUGAAACUUCAGAAUCUUUGGAUUGGAAUACAAAACAACAAAACAAAAUAGCAAAAGGUCAUAUCACAGAUCGCCCAAGGCCUUUAAAUAGAGCUCAAGUGAUUUCGAGAUCUGCUUUAAGUUUACAUACUAACAUUAUUUGGGCUUCUCCAAAAGUAAAAUCAAAUCCUUUGAAAGAAGAAGGUAAACGAGUUGGAUUGUUGCGUAAACAAGACAACAGUGGGGAGAAUUUUCCUAGUGGAUUGCGUGGCUUAGAUUUUGAAAACGAAAAUAAGGCCUUGGAAACAAUAACACCCAAUUUAAGUACACUUACGGAAAAAACUGGAAAAAAAUGUGACAGCGAAAAAAAGAAAAAAGCAAUUGAAACUUUGAGCGAGGAAGAAUCAAAAGAACCUCGCCUUAGAAAAGCAAUUGAAGAAAAGCUUCUAAAGCCUUUGGAUGGCCUAUUAGGACUGGGGAAGAAUAAUGAACAAAACGAAAGAGAAGUUCGUCAGGUUAGCAAAGCAAAAAUCGAAGAAAACAUUGGAUUUAUUAAAGAAUCUAAAAAACAAACAAAACCUCACAAUUUACCUUAUUGGUUAAGACCUAGUAGUGCUCAAGUAUAUCCUUAUAAUUUUAUAUUGGCGGUUAGACGCAAACUUGAGGCCAUUACUCAAACACCCAAUAAUCAUAAAGAGCAGAAGAGCAAUGAAUUUAGAAUACCAGAAAAUAAAUAUAUUUCACCGGAGGAAGAUUUUGAGUGUGAUGCAGCAGUAACAAGGUCCUCUUUAACGAAACCACAAGUGUUGAAGGAAACAGUUAAAAGUAAAUCAAGAUCAAAUACUGAAAACUUUGAAUUCAAUUUUUCUGGAGAGCAAAAGAACCAUAAUGCCGACAACGCAGAAAUUUCCGAAAGAGUUGAAGAGUUUCUUGUAAACCUGGAAAAGCCGUUAAAGUCCACCUACGAUUCUAGUCCUGAAAUAGUAAAGUUAACUUCAGCAGAAAAAUUAAAACAUCAAAAAUCUGAAGUUUUUAAAAUUUCCAAUAAAUUUCAAGAAUCCUUAACAAAGCCUAUAAAGUUCACGUUAGAUUUAAGUCCUGAAAUUACGAAAUUAACGUUUCCAAAGGAAGUGGAAGUUGGAACUCACGAAUUCGAUGUCCGUUUGAAAAAUUCUUUUGAAGCUCUUUAUACUGAAAACCUUAAUUCAAAAAGUUCGGAAACUAUUACGAAUUUAAGUUCAAUUUCCAUGCAAUUGCCUUUGACAAACACCGUGUCGGAAGUUUCUUCUUUGGAAACUGAAUCGAAAACCACUUUCAAUAAAAAACAAGGGGAUACAAAGGAAAAUAGACCCAAACUAGCAUCUGUUAGUCCUCUAUCAGUAGAGCGCAUAGAGCUUCUAAAAAUACAGAGAACGGAAAAUAAAAACAUGGAUAAAGAAUUUUCACAGCUGUUAGAAGACUUUAACCGGAGUCUAACGCAGGUUAUACAAGUAAACGAACAAUUAAAAUUCACUUUAGAUAAGUCACAACAAUUGUUAAGUCCUCGAAUCAGUAAACAAUAUACAAUAGAGUAUUCUUCAGAUUUUGAACCUGUUACUGAAGAGUCUAGCGAAGAUAAAGCUAAAAGUGAAAAAUGUCAAAUAGAAAAACUUGAACAGACUCUCAAAUAUCACAAAGGUUGCCUAUUUGUUACUUCUCCCAAAAAGAUGCCUCUAAUGUCGUUCUCGGAUAAGUCUCAAAAUUGUUUCACAAGUACGGUUAAUGCCAAUAAGCUGUUAAAGGAAGAAGAACAAAAAUUUGUGCCACCAAUCGAUGUGGGCGUAGCUUUAAGCAAUCUCAGCAAUUCCAACUGUCUUUUGACUCUAACAGAUGCUGAAGAUGUAUUAGAAAAUAAUAAUAGUAUGGAAUUUGGGAAACGCUUGGAAUUCAUGGAAAAAAUGAAGAGAGAUUUAACAUUAGCCAUUAAAGAAUCACAAGAGCAAAGAAGACGAGUAACGGAUGGCUUAGAAUGCGUUCCAAAGUCCAAUAAUUCUUACUCCAACAAAUCCAAAAGAUUGUCACAAGACUCAGGAAACGACUCUAUAUUGAAAACUCCAAAAAAUUCUCCAGAAAAUUUUGAUGCUGACGGCGAGUUUUUCUUUGCCAAGGAACCAAAGGAUUUACAUAUUAGUAGUGAUAACAAUACGCAGUUUAGCGGUAAUCUGAAUUCAGAAAGAAAAAAAUCGCCAGAAUCCAGUGCAGAAACAAUGACAACGAUGACAAGAACAACUAAUGGGGAUAACAGUGAGCAAUUAAUAGAAAUCUUUAAGAAAAGAAGGCUUACAAAACUGUCAGACUCAAGUACAGAUGGAGAAAACAAUGGAAGAACAGAGCCUUCUUGUAAAAGCCAGUCAAUCGAUGCGGCUAAUGAAAUCUCGAAAACGAGUCCAAAUGAAAACUCAAAUUACUUACAAUUAGCAGCCAAUAAUGACAAUGUAGAAAAUGACAUUGGUGAAAUUUUCUGUGAUUCCGGCUCUAAUAAAGAAAAUAAAACCCAGCAUUGUCUACAAUCGGAAAUGUUAGAUUCCAUAGAGCUUAAACCAUCUCGACACGUUACUUCGAAAAAUCCAAGAGUUCCAGAGGAAUUGCCAAAGGAAUCCUGGCAUAAAGGUGAAAAUUCAAAGCCUAAAACGUUCAUCAGUCACGUCAACUGUUCUCGCGGGGAUUUUAUGAAUAGCAAUGCUUCCCAACGCUCUUAUAGCGAUCAUCAAUUUCAUCCACCUACUUUGGUCGCCUCCCAUCGGACCUCCACGGAAUUCGACCAAAGCGCAGAUGAUGAAAUUACCAGCAGUGCCAUGUCAUCAAGUCGUAAUCUUACCAAUUUUGCGGUUUCUUCAACGUUAAAAAACAAAGUCUAUCGUCGCCUUGCCACCGGCGCUGAAAUUGUGAAACUUUUUUAUCUUUCCGGUCAAGGAAAGUAUGACAAAAUUGCUGUUUCACAAGACACUAUGUCGGAAUCUUCUCUUAACUACUCUAAUGUGGGCUUGUAUGAUAAAUUAAUACAAAGCGAAACCACCAAAACCGAACAUUUAACAGCUCUUUUGAAAAUGCGUGAAAGAGCUUUAUUGGACCGCACAAAGAGCCAAAUUGCUUGGUUGGAGGUUCAGAAAGCCCGUUACAAAGCUAAGGGUUUGGUCAAUCAUAUAGCUGCCAUCAAGAAAAAACAACGUGGAAUAUUGCUGAAAAUGGAGAAGGAAUGCGAAGAGAUUAAAAGAUUAUUGCAAACGACUUCUACAUCAUCUACAACGAUCGUUUCGUCUGGACCAAUAAUUUCAUUUUCCAAUAAUUCUCAACCACCACACCGACAUAGAAAAGAAAUCAUAAUAACACCUCCAACUUUGUCACCUACUUCGAAAUUAUUAAGAAAGCACAAUUCGCAUAGUGCUUUGGUACAAAAAAAAAACAUCCCAAAAAGCUCGCGUAUUUUGAAAGGUACUUAUGAAUUGGAAUCGUCAAAAACGUUAGAAAACCUUUUGAGAAAACGUGAAGACGAUUUACGUAAACGUCGUCAACAUGUGGAGCGUCUUUUGCAAUGGCAUCAACGGUUAGACGAAGAAGAAGCUGAGGUUUUACACUUAGAGGAGCAAUUGUUGAAUUGCAACAACAACAAUGACAACGGAUUGCAGACGGGUUGUAAAUUGGAAUCUACUGAGAAGUUGACAGGUGUGGGUUACGAACACUCGGAUCCUGGCCCAAAAAAAUCGCUUCAAACGAGACGCUCCUCAAGAGCGCGUAAAAUGGAAAGACGCGUCAUAGAGAUCGAUAAAAGUUUGCGCGACUUAAGCCAUAUUUCGUCGAUAGGUUCCAGUACUGGUACCAACAGUAUGGCCAUGGGCCAGAACAGUGAUGAAAAUACAGCCAGUGUUGCUACGAUCGAAAUGGAAUAUGUGCGUACUACCGGUAAUAAAUUGAAUAAGUUAUGGCGGCGUCUCACCUCCCAACAACUUGAAAAGUAUGAUCCCGCCCGUCGCUACAAGCUAUGCAAAGCAGACUUAGAACAAUUAUACGAAGAGGCAAAAUUAGCAGUAUUAAGAGAAUUUGCUCAUGGUGAGGAACGAAUAACGGCAGAACUGCUAGAGAAAAGUGCUUCCAACCUCAGCUCUAGUUCUAGUCCUGCCAUUAAUCUCCAAGAAACACAAGUAAGUAGUGGUGAUAAAGAACCCUUGAUUGUGCCACGGCUGAACUUAAACUUUAGUUCAGGUCAGUCUGAGCAGGAUGAGGAUUCUAACACCACUACUAACACGGCCGCCGGUGCUAAUACACAAGAAUGUAUCUAUCGCCCCAGCGUAGCAGAAGAAAACUUCAAAGCUCAUCAGCACGUAUUACUUAGUACUUCGGAUACGGAGAGUGCGUCAACGAAAACACAACGCUUAGAACGUAAUGUACAAUUGUUUUUGGCGCUUACAAAACGCAUAGUUGAAGCUCAUGACAAUGGCAGCCCAGAAUUGCAACGUAGUUUAAGUGACACUCAACUAGCAGAUCUAACCGACGUGGCCAUAAGUAAGAAGUCUACAACUAGUCAUAAAAAUGUAGCAAGUGCUAGUCAAAGGCGGCAAUCAUCUCCGGCGAGCAUCAGCGCAAACAAAAAUUCGAGAGCAAUACAUAGGCAUUCGAAAUCUUCCACUAUUGAAUUAUCAAACAUUCCUAAUAUCAACUCAUUCACUGGAACAGAAAUGUUGGAAAACUUCUCGGCUGUUCAGCAAACUAAGGUAGAAGGAAUAACGACUCGGUCUGCUAUUAUUUGUUCAGCAGUUAAAGUAACGCCAUCUGCGGUGUCUACACAAUUUGAGAGCCCACAUAGAAAAACACAGACUUACCAUGAAAUUCCAAAGAAAUCUCAUUUAUCAAGACAAUUAGGAACUAGCCAAGCCCAAGAGAUUUCUGUACAGUCAAAUCAAAUGAGUUCACACGCUUUUAGUGCAGAAAUUCUUAGUGCGAGCAGUGAUGGCAUUGGUGAAUCGAAUAUUAGUACUGAUCAGUCGUUCUCCUUGAAUUUUGAAAGUAUUGCCAUUGAAGAGCCUUUAUCACCAAGUAACAAUUCUGGCAACUGUUGCACCGAGGACAUUAAAAAAAAAAAUAGUCCUCUCAUAAAUAACACAACAUAUAACAUUGCAUUAUUUGACUCAAAAAAAUGCAGACGAAAUUAUUGCAACGAAGAACACAUAUCAAAGCACUCCUCCAUGGAAAAUUGUGCUAUUGACGUCAAUGGGUCUGACUGGAAAUGUGAAGUAAAUGAUGAAACUCGCAUGAAAGACAUGUUCCUGCCAGUAUUUGAUGAUACUGUAGAAAUUGUUCAAGUGGAAGAAGAAGAAUUGGACAAACAAUUUGAAAGUUUAACGUCAGCCAGCAGCAAAGACAAAGAGGAUGCUUGUUCUACUUCGACUACGUUAACACCUGGGAAUUACUCCCCAGAGGAAUGCAAAGAGCUUCAAACAAAUCAACCACUAGAGAGAGGAAGAGCAGAAAUUUUACCGUCACCUCCUUUAUUACCUUCGCAAAUUUCUGUUGUAAAUCAAAUUGCCACCAACAACACCCACCAAUUCACUGCUGCUACUGCUACACAACUUAUGCCCGAUAUUAUUAAUGAACUUGAACUAAGACGUCAUCAGCUUAUUAUAGACCAUGAGCAUUUAAGGCAAUAUGAACAUGUGGCUGCUGUUCCGUAUAUGUACGUGAGAGAAAUACCAAAUAAACCUCCGCCACCGUACGUGCCACCAGCUCAUGGUAGUCCAAUGACCGCGAUUUUCCCUUCUGAAGACCGUAUUAAAGAAAUAACGUAUAGAAGGACUCAUGAAUUGUACUGCGAACUAUUAAAGACUGAUUAUAGCAAUGAAAAGGGUGAACAUCUGCCGUCGGUCAUGGAUGAGCAAAUCACUAACAUAUAUGAACGCAUAACUUUAGAUAUUUGUCGGGAAUUUUUGGAGCAGCACAGCGAAAUUCUGCGCGAUGGUGAUCCUAUCAAUUUUCACCAUCAGUUAGCUUUUUUUAACCCACCAAAUCGUUUACGUUGUAUACAGAAUGCUAUCUAUAAAGAAGUCCGUGCUUGUCUAGCAAUGGAUAAAACACAACUAAAACGUACACAAGUGUAUUCAGUGUAUGGUCAACGAGCCAAACAGGACCACAUAGGCAAGAUUAUCAUUCAGGAAAUGUAUGAUGAAGAUGAUCGGUGGUGCACUUUCUAUCGUGAAGAAAAAGAAGUGCUUGAGCUAAUUGUGGAAGAAAUGAUCAACAAAAAAACAAAAUUUGAAGCUGAAAACAUACUAAUGGAGGAGGGCAGGAAAUUUGAAAAAGAACUAGAAGAAAACAAGCAUGAAGUUAUAGGAAUGGACGAGAUCAAUUACUCAAAAAUCCAAUUGCAGUCAUGCCAUAUAAAUCGAGAGCAACCUUCACCUACAGAGUCAUCCUCAAUUAUAGUAGAAACGGUCAAAGAAGUCGAUGAACCCAGCUUUACCAAUGAAAAUGCGAAAUUAGCAAACCAUGCGAAUGUUGAAGACUUCAAGUCACUUGACUCAGAGUUAGACGCAACACAACUUUGUACAUAAACUUAAACCAUAAUUUUUUUACUUUCAUUUUGUAAGUUUCAUACUACUAUUCCAAUUUGUUGGGGAUAUGUUAUUCUUUAAAAAAAAUUUCUAUAUGUUUGUUUUCAAAUUUUCUAACAAAGGCUUUCCCUAUCCCUGGUUUGUAAAAAUUCCUUUUCAGUGUACUUAUUUUUAAUAACUUUUCCUCUAUUUAAUCUUUAAUAAUUUAAUUUUAAUCUUUUGAUAUUCUUUUCCAUUUUUUUAAUAAGCAUAACUUUAUGCUGACGUGUAUUUUCUUACGACAUAUAUUGGUCUUUUGUACUUAUUUUGUAUUUAUAUAUUAGGUAUUAAAUAUAAAAAAAAUUCAAGUUAUACUUUUAGGAUCAAUUAUCUUGAAUAUUAUAUUGACUAUUUAUUUCGGAAAAUCUUUCACAUAAAUGAGCCUUAUCUCUUAACUGUUUCAACUUCAAUAGUCGUAGAUCUCUACCCACUUUUUUUGCUUAAAAAGUGUUAAAUAGAAAAAACAAGAAAAUUCUGUUCUUCAAAAAUAAAAAUACAUAUGUAUGUAAAAUAAAUUUUAAAACAAAGUCACAUUCAAUAAUAAUAAAAUCAGAAAAACUUAUUACACCUUAUAAAAUAUCGGAAAAGAAAAAUUAUUUGUUUGCACUAAUACUUAUCAUUUUAUUUUGUAUUUAUUUCAAUUUUACAGGGAAAUAUUAUUAUUGUACUAAUAACUUUUUCUGAAAGUGUACUUAACUCGUAACAACAGAAAAAUAAAUAUUAUUUGGAUGUCCUCACAACUUAAGCGUCAAAGAAUUGACCUUUUGGCCUUCCAUAAGCUUAUUUUCCAUAUAAAAUAUAAUGAAA